This is a messenger RNA of Daldinia childiae, 1281 nucleotides long. RefSeq lists its product as uncharacterized. The record is from RefSeq and is a predicted model, not a curated record. The coding region runs from base 1 to 1281 and encodes 426 amino acids. NCBI's taxonomy places the organism in Eukaryota, Fungi, Ascomycota, Sordariomycetes, Xylariales, Hypoxylaceae. The transcript has a single exon.
AUGAGAGGACUCACCUUGACCAUUUUCCCCUUGUGGUGGGCUGCUGGAGUGAUUGCAGCCCCUACACGAGUUCAAGCUGCCCCUCCGGCUGAAUUCACACCGAACACGAGGGUCGGCCCCGGAGGAAGUAAAUACAAGGACUCGCCGCAUUUUCGCGUCUAUGAUGCGACAAGCGACUCUGUCGCGAACUCUGUACUCCAGAGUCUUGAGUCGGCAUAUGACUGUUUCGUAACUGGCCAAGGAUGGAGGUCGACGGGUCUCUCAUUUAAUCAAGACAAUGAUAAUGGGCCCUGGUAUAAGAUGAAUGUCUACGACGUUGCGGAUCUAGGGGCUAACACUGCAGCCAAUACCGGAACCGACAGCGCAACCGGCCUAAGUUUCCUAAAUGUCGUUACAGAAUGGAUGAAUACACCUUCGAUUACUGUUCACGAGUUCGGACAUGCUCUCACGUAUGCUGAGAGAUAUUGGAUUAACCAGGGUCGGACGGGAGCAUGGUGGGAGACGGUCGCUAACUUCGUCGCCGACACGUUUAUAACUUCUUCGAUUUGUGCGGACUCAAGGGCGCGCUAUAAUCAACCAAGUGGCGACACUCUUAUGAAUCUUAAGAAGGUUAUAAGCGAUUCUUUCCAAGUAAUCGUUGAUGGAUCAAGCAAUACCGGAAACUAUUACGAAGCAUGGCCAUUCCUUACAUACAUUACGAACAACCCAGACAACUAUGCUGGUUUAGGGAUGGCGAAUUUCCCGAACGUAUGGAGAAGAUAUAAGAGAAACAGCAAUGAGACCCCUCUGCACAUUUUGGAUCAGCUCGCAUCGCCUACCAAAAUCCAAACAAUUGUCGGUCGCUACUGGGCUAGAAUGGCGUAUGUCGACAUCGGGCACGAAAAGGCUAAUGCUUUAUUCAACAAGCAGAGGAAAGAGUUUAAUUACGCAAAUUUGGAUUCACAAGGCAAUGGGAAAUAUCGAGUUAAAUCAGCUCGACAGCCGCGUUAUAUGGGCGCCAACAUUAUCCCCUUGAAGGCGACUGGAUCAUCGAUCAGCAUUACUGUAACUGCUACGGCGCCCUAUACAGCUACUCUGGCGGUAAAGGGUUCCAGUGGAGCUGUUAGGUAUAUCGAGGUGGCAAACAACAAGGUGCAAGCAAAUUUGGCCAGCGGAGAGGAGGCUACUCUCGUGGUUGCGAACACGCCGAGUACGCUCUAUCUGUAUGAUCCCUUCUCACUUACUAGCGAUGUGAGUCGGGGCUUGGAUUACCAGUUGCAGAUUACUGGCGCAAGUGUCUAG